UGAACCCUUCAAACAUUGUUUACUAUUUCCCCAUUAAUGUAUUUUCUUCUUUUUUUUCCCAUCUCAAGUUUGAGGUUAAAGGUCAAAGCUUUAGUGUCAGGGUUUUUGGUUUUUGAUCGAAAGAUAUCUCCUUUUGCUACAUACAAAAGGUCUGGUCAGAUGAAAAUGUUUAGCUUUUCUCGUAGACGCAUGAAGCUUGGCAGAGUGAAGAAAGUACAACUUUCGGAGUACGGACAUGGAACUAGAAGCCCUAUAAGACCACCCAAAGGAAACAACAAUGCCAUUGUGGAGUCUGCUUUGCCUGCCGGUAGUCAUUCAGAUGAAUUUGAUUCCCAAGUUCCUUCGACUGCCCCCGAGAUCAAUUCAUCAGGGAACUCUGAGAACUGGAUGGUGUUAUCGGUUGCCGGGGAAAAGCCUGUGCCUCGCUUUAAUCAUGCAGCUGCUGUGGUUGGGAACAAGAUGAUAGUGGUUGGGGGCGAAUCUGGGAAUGGAUUAUUAGAUGAUGUGCAGGUAAUUAAUUGGAAGUUAUAUCUUGUUUACUUGAUGCUAGAUGUGUCUCAAACUGUGAGUUUUGUCCGAUAA
Hibiscus syriacus is the source of this 582-nucleotide messenger RNA. RefSeq lists its product as uncharacterized. The record is from RefSeq and is a predicted model, not a curated record. The transcript is spliced from 5 exons. Lineage: Eukaryota; Viridiplantae; Streptophyta; Magnoliopsida; Malvales; Malvaceae. The coding region runs from base 37 to 582 and encodes 181 amino acids. Gene Ontology annotation, molecular function: protein binding.